AUGUUAGCGACUAGGACCGUCGGUCGUACUGCAUCCCGCUGCAUGUCUAGGGUCGUAAGACCCGGUGCUGUGAGGUCCUUCUCCGUUUCUCGUGUUUCCCGUAACGAAGAAUUCGUGGAUCUUAGUAAACUUCCUCGUCCAAAACCGCAAACUCCAGUGGUGCCAUUACAAAAUCCGGCUGAAAAAUACAAAGAAGUCAAUGAAGAGCUCCAUAAGUUUGGCAGGUACAUUAUGGGGUGCAUGCCCAAAUAUAUCCAGCAGUUCUCGGUGUGGAAGGACGAAUUGGUGUUGUAUGUUGCUCCUUCAGCUUUGAGACCAACCAUGCUUUUUUUAAAGCAUCACACUCCAGCUGAUUUCAAGUCGGUGAUGGAUGUUACUGCCGCAGACUACCCUUCUAGAACCAACCGGUUCGAUGUGGUUUACAACUUGUUGUCUGUCCGUCAUAAUUCGAGAAUUAGAGUGAAAACUUACGCUAGUGAAACUACUGCCGUUCCCUCGGUGGUUCCUCUUUUUGAAGGAGCCAAUUGGUUCGAAAGAGAGACCUACGAUUUGUUCGGUAUUUUCUUUGAAGGUCAUCCAGAUUUGAGAAGAAUUAUGACCGAUUACGGUUUUGAAGGCCACCCAUUGAGAAAGGACUUCCCCACCACCGGUUACACCGAGAUCAGAUACGACGAGGAAAAAAAGAGAGUGGUAUACGAGCCAUUAGAAUUGACCCAGGCAUUCAGAAACUUCUCUGUGGGGUCUUCUGUGUGGGAACCUGUUGGUGAUGGUAAGGACUUUACUCCUGAGUCUUUCAAGUUGCCAACUCCUGAAGCAGAACCAGAAGCCGAAGGCCAGGAGAAGAAGUAG
Molecule: messenger RNA, 849 nt
Organism: Meyerozyma guilliermondii ATCC 6260
Lineage: Eukaryota; Fungi; Ascomycota; Pichiomycetes; Serinales; Debaryomycetaceae
Gene: ALI1
Product: Ali1p
Exons: 1
Coding region: 1-849 (282 amino acids)
Molecular function (GO): NADH dehydrogenase (ubiquinone) activity
Source: RefSeq, a predicted model, not a curated record